This is a messenger RNA of Parnassius apollo (apollo), 1896 nucleotides long. Lineage: Eukaryota; Metazoa; Arthropoda; Insecta; Lepidoptera; Papilionidae. The record is from the annotation of a GenBank genome assembly.
AUGCCAAAAAGAAAGUGUUUGUUUUCGGACGAUUAUACUAAAGAGUGGUCAUUCAUUAAAAGAGGAAGAAAUGAUUAUGAAGCCUUUUGUUCAAUUUGCGGCUUUCAUAUAUCUGUCAGUCACGGCGGUAAGUCAAGUGUCAAAGACCAUAUCCAAAGUAAAAAUCACAAGACGAAAUUAUCAGUUGCAUCAACUUCUAGAGAUAUAUCGACAUUUAUGAUCACGCAAUGUACUGCCGAAGACAUGUUAAUAUGCGCUGCCGAACUGACCACAGCUUAUAAAGUCGUAAAGCACCACCAAUCGUUUAGCUCUUUAGAUUGUACGACAAAACUGAAUGCCGUAAUGUAUCCUGAUUCAAGUAUCGCAGCAAAACAAUCAACUGCAAGAACAAAAGCUACUGCUAUCAUUAAACACAUUUUAGCUCCACACUCGAUCGCGCAAAUUAAAACAGAAGUCGAAAAAGUUCCUUUUUACGGCAUUUCAACCGAUUCUAGCAAUCACAAAGCCGAAAAGUUAUUUCCACUGCUGAUACAGUACUUUACGGAAAAAGAAGGACUGCAAAUUAAAUUACUAAAAAUAGACUCAUUGCCGAAUGAAACAUCUGAUACAAUCACUUCAUUUUGUAUAAAAUCGUUGCAGGAUCAGAACAUCCCCGUACAAAAUAUUGUUGCUUUCAGCGGGGAUAACACAAACACUAACUUUGGCGGAAGAGAUAGGUACGGAGUUAACAAUGUUUUUUUUAAAUUAAAGGAGAUUUUGUCCAAAGACAUUGAAGGCAUCGGUUGCCCAGCGCACAUUCUGCACAAUACAGCGUCCACUGCUGCCGAUGUGAUGUCGAUUGACGUGGAGUCUAUUGUUCUGAAAAUUUUCAAGUAUUUUUCCAUAUUCACUGUAAGAGUGGAACGGCUUAAAGAUUUUUGUGAGCAAGCAGCAAUAGAAUACAACAAUAUACUCUCACAUUCCAGAAGUCGGUGGCUUUCACUACUUCCAGCAAUUGAACGCAUACUAAAGUUAUGGCUGCCAUUGAAAGAAUUUUUCGCUAAGGAAGCAAAAGCCCCAAAAGCUGUAGUCGAUUUUUUUGCUGAUCCCUUAUCAGAAGUUUAUACACUUUUUGUGCACAGUCAAGCAUUUCUGAUUGAAAAACAAAUUAAAAAGAUUGAAAAAUCAGUUAUUACCAUUGUUGAAGUGAAAAAUGUAUUACAGGAUACAAAAAAACAGUUGAGUGACAGAUUGAUAAAUAAAUAUUUAGGCAAUCAAACAACACAACUUUAUAACAAACUAAAGAAUGAAGGCACAAUUAAUACAAGUCAAUCCGAAACAUUUGACAAAGAAACAGGAGAUUUCUUUAACACUGCUAUAUGUUAUCUCGAACAGUGGACAGAGCCGAUGACAAAAUUUGAUGUUUUCGCUUGGAUGAUUUUAAAUGAUAUUCCUCAAUGGCAACAAGUAGAAGAAACUACAAAAUAUUUAAAUGAAAAGGAUAUAGGAAUAGAUGAUUCAAUGUAUGAAGAAUUUAUGUACUUAAAAUCGUUUAUUGAAUGUGAAAUCAGCGAUGAAUGGAAAGCUAAAAAUAUGGAAGCAAAAUGGAAACACUUUUUUGAAAAAACCGAAGAACUGGAAAGAAAAGCAAAUCUUCUUAAAAUGUGUCAAUAUAUUUUUGCAAUCCCAGGCCACAAUGCUCACGUAGAACGAGUGUUUUCGUUAAUUUCAGCGCAGUGGACGAAAGAACGAAGUUCACUCAGUGUAAGCACAAUCGAAAGCAUCAUUCAAUGCGUUUAUAAUUAUAAAAUGUCAUGCACGGAAUUUUAUAAUUACGUCAAAGGGGAAAAGGAAUUACUGAAAAAGGUUAAAAGUACAGAGAAAUAUGAAUGGGCAAAAAAAAAGGACGUAGUGUAA